AUGAGCCAUCCCAACCCCCGCGACUCCAUGAAGUCCACCUGGCGCCGCCAGGACAGGAGCCAGUGGACCAUCUUCCACAAGAUCCUCGACUCGGUAGACGUUCACCACGUCGACCUGGACAAGGAGGUCCCAGUGCACCAGAAGGACGAGAAAAUCCCAUACAUGUCCGACUGGUACCUCCACCGCUGGAUCGUCUUCUACACGGGCAUCACGCUGGCCCUGCACGAACUCUUCAUCCGCUAUACCGGGUGGAACUUCGGCCCUGUCAUUGCAUACUUCUACUACUACUACGCCUCGCGCAUCUCAACCACCCGCGAGAUCCGCGCCCUCCGCGCCCUAGGCCACAAAUACGGCUUCCUAGAUGGCGACCAGCACGAGCGUGACGGUGUCCCUGACGCCGGUGUGCAAAAGACCCUGACCUCCGUUCUCCUCGCUGGGUCCAUCCGUCCACUAUUCAUGAUCUACCUUUCAUACAACACCAAACGCAGCCCCUCGGAUAUGAACUUCCUCCUCCUCCCCUUCCAAGCAGGAAUGUACGGCAUCAUCCUCGACUUCUGGUUCUACUGGUACCACCGCCUGAUGCACGAGAUGGACGGGCUCUGGAAAUACCACCGCCGCCACCACCUCACCAAGCACCCGAACCCGCUGCUCACGAUCUACGCGGACCACGAGCAGGAGUUCUUCGAUAUCGCGGGGAUCCCGCUGAUGACGUACUUUAGCAUGAAAGCGCUCGGAUUCCCGAUGGCGUUCUACGAGUGGUUCUUCUGCUCGCAGUAUGUCAUGUUUGCGGAGAUUGCUGGGCACAGUGGGCUGCGGAUUCAUGCGGCUGUGCCGAACCCGUUGACGUUUCUGUUGAGGGCUUUUGAUGCUGAGCUGGUUAUCGAGGAUCAUGACUUGCAUCAUCGACGGGGGUGGAAGAGUAGCCAUAACUAUGGCAAGCAGACGAGGUUGUGGGAUAGGGUGUUUGGGACUAGUGGGAAGAGAAUUGAGUCCGUGCAGGAGAAUGUGGACUAUGGGGCGAAGGUGUCGAUGCCUUUGUUUUAA
Messenger RNA from Aspergillus puulaauensis, 1044 nucleotides. Its product is annotated as sterol desaturase family protein. The transcript has a single exon. Gene Ontology annotation, molecular function: C-4 methylsterol oxidase activity; iron ion binding. Gene Ontology annotation, biological process: ergosterol biosynthetic process. The coding region runs from base 1 to 1044 and encodes 347 amino acids. Lineage: Eukaryota; Fungi; Ascomycota; Eurotiomycetes; Eurotiales; Aspergillaceae. The record is from RefSeq and is a predicted model, not a curated record.